UUUCCUUCAACACUAAUUUUAUGUCCUGGAGACCUUGAACAUAUCUGCCAUUUUACCCUGAGAACCGAUUACUUCACUACUGGCAGAAACCUGCACGUGUUUUUUGGGACUACUGCUUCAAAGGAAAGAAAACUGUUUCUCUGAAAGGCACCCUGACUGAUCUAUAUCCUCUCUUCUUUGUUGUGUGUUGUGGGAGUUUAACUUGUAAAAGAAGCUGUUGCUUCUUCCACUUCCCCCUGCUUCCUGCCAGGGACGUUUACCUGGCUAGGAGUGGGUGGUAGGUGGACCAGAUUUUACUGAAUAGUAGGUUGCCUCAAGGAGCUUGUGCUAUGAUCAACUGCUCUUUUCCGUGUUGUUCACACUCACCUUUUGAGGGACUCUCUGUGCGGCCCCAGGACAAGGGAUAGUAAGCUGGUUGAGGACAAAAAGGAGGAGGAGGCGGCGCUACGGCGCAGGCCGGGUCUUAACUUGGCACACAGUUACCAUUUUUUUGUUUGUGGUCCUUGCAGUAAGGCCUUUGGGCCCCUGCCUCUGCCCAGACCGCAGCUAUGGUAAAGCUGGCAAACCCAGUUUACACCCAAUGGAUACUAGAGGCCAUCAAGAAAGUCAAGAAACAGAAGCAGCGGCCGUCAGAGGAGCGCAUUUGCAAUGCGGUUUCUAUGUCCCAUGGUUUGGACCGCAAAACGAUUCUGGAGCAGUUGCAGCUCAGUGUCCAGGAUGGCACAAUCCUUAAGGUCACCAACAAGGGACUUAACUCAUAUAAAGACCCAGAUAACCCUGGACGAUUGGCUCUGCCCAAGCCAAAAAGUGGCAGCGGAACUGGAGGAGGAGCUGCAGUCGCCUCCUCAGGAGGCGGCAGCAGCGGCAGCAACAACAGCUGCACUGCGUCUCAUUCCCAUUCUGGGAAGAAACCCGGGCUCGAUUGGAACAAACUGAUCAAACGAGCCUUGGAUGGGCUCCAUGAACCCGGCGGCUCCAGCUUAAAGAACAUUGAGCGCUUUCUUAAGUGUCAGGCGGAUGUGGCGGCCUACCUGUCAAGCAGCGGUUCUGUCGGAGCCGCCCUCUUCCACCAACAGCUCAGGGUAGCCCUGAAGAGAGCCGUGGCCCAUGGACGCGUGGUCAAGCAGGGACAGAUGUUCCAGCUGGUUAGCCGUAGCGGCCCCCAGGAGGACGGGACCGGGCCGGUGUCUCUGGAAUCGCUGCCGCCUGUACGGUUGCUACCUCACGAGAAGGAUAAGCCCGUGGCAGAGCCCAUCCCCAUCUGCAGCUUCUGUUUGGGGACCAAGGAGCAGAACCGCGACAAGAAGCCAGAGGAGCUCAUCUCCUGCGCUGAUUGUGGCAACAGUGGUCACCCGUCCUGUCUGAAGUUUUCCCCAGAGCUCACGGCACGAGUCAAAGCCCUGUGGUGGCAGUGCAUCGAAUGCAAGACCUGCAGCAGCUGUCAGGAUCAAGGAAAGAAUGCGGAUAACAUGUUGUUCUGUGAUUCUUGUGACCGGGGCUUCCACAUGGAGUGCUGUGAUCCUCCACUCACACGGAUGCCGAAAGGCAUGUGGAUUUGUCAAAUCUGCCAACCCAGGAAUAAGGGAAAGACGCUUUUACACGAAAAGGCGGCACAGAUCAAACGACGAUACAACGCGCCGCUGGGACGGCAAAAGAACAGACCAGGGCGACCGUUCAAGAAGCUGGGAGGCCGAGGGCGGAGGAGGCGCUCCACCUCGGCCAACUCUUCCUCCAGCUCCUCUUGCGAAGGUUACCCCGGUGACGACCGGCUGCUGUUCUCCAUGCGCGGUGACAACGAGCAAUCCAACAGCAGCCUGCACUUCAACAGCAAGACCAAGGGCCUCAUCGACGCCCUCACCAAGUUCUUCACGCCAUCGCCAGCAGGCCGCAAGGCGCGGCAGGAGGUGGUGGAUUACUCGCAGCAGUGCCGCAUUCGGAAGAAAGCGGGUCGAAAAGGAGAGGGAGACGACGGAGGUGACAAUCAGGACGGCAGUGACUGGCGGGAGGACGAAGACAAACUGCCCGGACACGAGAACCUGACAGAGAAAGACAUCGAACUGUUCAAACAUAUCCAGGAGCUGGCGCUUCAGAAAGUUGGAGUGACAGGUCCACCAGAUCCACAGAUGCGCUGUCCAUCCGUCAUCGAAUUUGGCAAGUUCGAAAUCCAGACUUGGUAUUCAUCUCCGUACCCACAGGAGUACAGCAGACUCCCCAAACUGUACCUGUGUGAGUUCUGCCUGCGUUACAUGAAGAGCCGCAGCAUCCUGUACCAGCACAUGAAGAAGUGCAGCUGGUUCCACCCUCCAGCCAAUGAGAUCUACAGGAAGGACGAAGUUUCUGUGUUUGAGGUGGAUGGAAACGUGAGCACAAUCUACUGUCAGAACCUGUGUCUGCUGGCCAAGCUCUUCCUGGACCAUAAGACCCUUUACUACGACGUAGAGCCCUUCCUUUUCUACGUUCUCACGCAGAAUGACAGCAAAGGCUGCCAUCUUGUCGGCUACUUCUCUAAGGAGAAGCAUUGUCAACAGAAAUACAACGUAUCGUGCAUCAUGAUUCUUCCACAAUACCAGCGAAAGGGCUAUGGACGCUUUCUGAUCGACUUCAGCUAUUUACUGUCAAAGAGGGAAGGACAACCAGGCUCCCCGGAAAAGCCUCUAUCAGACCUUGGCCGGCUGUCCUAUAUGGCUUACUGGCGCAGUGUGGUACUGGAGUGCCUCCAUGAGGUCCGUGACCAACAGAUCACCAUACGACAGCUCAGCAAAAAGACGGGAAUCUGCCCACAAGAUAUCACCACCACCCUGCACAGCCUCAACAUGCUGGAGCAGCGAGGGGACAGGCUUGUGCUGGUGCGAAGGGAGAAAGUGGUGGCGAACCACAUGGCUCGUCUCAAGGCUCGACCACGGCAGCUGGAAGUGGACCCAGAGUGCCUCCGCUGGACGCCGGUCAUCGUUACAAACACUGUUGUCUCUGAAUCGGAUCGAGAGGAUGAAGAGGAAGAGGAGGAGGAAGAACCAGAGGAUGACAUUCAGAAGGAGAUCAAACCAAGCCACAAGCUGCAAACGACCCCCUGGCAUUUGCAGCAGAGCGCAGAUGACGAAGAGACCAAGGGUUUCCUGGGGUUUCCCAUACGCCAAAGCUCUCCGGCUUCCUCCUCUGUCCACGGGCCGUCCUCAGUCCCGGAUGCAGCACAUCCUCCUCUGCCAACAAACGGGGAGCGCCGGCCGCGGGGCCGUCCGCCCAAAAACUGUCCCUGGGGCAAAAUGAAAAACCCACCACGCGUCGGGCGACCUCCCAAGAUCUGUCCCGUUGAUGAUGAGGAUGACGAGGAUGAGGAGACUCCAGGAGAAGGAAGGACGGCAGCCUCCUCCAGCAGCCCGCCUUCCCUUUUCUCAAUGGAUAGACAAGGAGACUCCUCGGCUUUUCAUUCUGCGGACUUGGCCAGGCACACGUCAAUAACCCCGACAACACGAAGAGGUCGACCCCCGAGAAAGAAGAGGGGUCCAAAGCCCAGACUUCCAGACGGGCCCGGGGACGGGCUGCCGCUGUCUGUCCUGUCUAGGCUAAACGACACUCCAUCUGUCGAUAAGAGCGGUUUCAGUGAAAGCAGUGAUGAUGAAGAGGAGGACGAUGAAGAUGAUGAAGAGGAGAGGGCAUGCUCCCCACCCAUCCUCACCAAACCAGCAAUAGGCCUGAAAUGCAAGAAGCCCCUGAAGAGGCCGCGUUUUCGCCGGAGCAGUCACCCUCAAAGCAGCGUGGUGACGGAGACCAUAUCUGAGACCACCGAGGUAUUGGAUGAGCCCUUUGUGGACUCGGACUCUGAGAGGCCGAUGCCCAGACUGGUAGAGGAAAGGUCCCUGGGCCACCCGCUGCGUCGCUAUCCGCCCGCUAGAUCGGCUCUGAGAUUAUCCGAGCCGUUAUCCAAACGACCCUGCCACUCCAACCUCUCUGAUUCAGAGGAAGACGAACUGACGCCUGUGCUGAAGCCCGUAUCUGCGCUGUCAGAGUUAUCGAUGGUCAACCCCGAUGCCCCCGUGAAAAAGAAGAAGGGCUGGCCCAAAGGGAAGAGCCGGAAGCCACAGCAAUGGACGAAACGCGGACCUGGAAAACUCCCCGGCAGUGGACCUAACCAAGAAGACAGCCAAGUCCAAAGUGGGGAUUCCCUCGGCCCCAAAAUUAAAAUGAAGCCUGGCCGCAAACCCCGGAGCUUGUACCUUCAGAGGGAGGAGGCCGAGAAGCAGGAGAAGGAAAGAAAACAGCUGGACAAAGAUGCUCAGCUGCUGCAGGCGGAGGACCGCUCCAUCACAGGUCUGAGAGGCAAACAGAAAGACUCGGAUGAAGACGACGACUAUUUCCCUAAACCUGCUGAACAGAAAGUGCCCAAACGGCGCGGGAGGCCGCCUAAGAACCGCUCCCUCCACCAGCCGCCACAGCCUGCGCCCAAUCCCCCUCCCACCUCCGAGCCAGAUGAAGAGGAUGAAGAUGACGACGAAGGCGCAUGGGCAGAAGAAAAGCCCAGUCGGCCACCGUCCCGGCCCCUGCUCUCCCCCUCGCCUUCUUCCUCGGCAUCGGGGCCACGGGCCCCUCAUUCCCAGCCUCCAGAUGCAGAGAUGGGAGACGGGGAGGAUGACGACGACAACGAAGAUGGGGAGGAGGAAGAAAGAGGCAGCAGGCGAGCGGCGGUCACACCAGGUUCCGGUAACAGGCGCAGCGAGGAGCACGACGCAGACGAUGAAGGUGACGGUCAUUUAGAAGACAAGAGUAACGGCUCCAAAACGAGAAAAAGACCAGACACUGACGAUGAAGAUGAUGAUGAGGAGGAGGAGGAGGAAGACGAUGAGGCUACUUCAAGAGCAAACUCUCCUCCUGUCAAAGAAGAGCCCCAAGCUGGGGAGGCUUUUUUAGACCUGGACAACAGCGUGGCGCCAAACUAUGUCAGCAAGCAGGAGGAAGACGCGGAGGAGGAGGAGGCUGAGAAAGAUGUGCAGGAAGCCAAGACUCCGCCUCCUUCUGCUGACCCGCUGCAGGAGGAGAGGCGGCGCAGAGAGCAGGAGGAGUCGGCGGCGGCGGCUGCAGCUGUGGAGACGGUAACGGCCAUGUCCGUCCCUUCUGAGAACCUGCCGCUGGACGCCCUCCACCCAGACGACAAAGAUGUCACGCUGUUGAUGGAACCCCAACAGGCGCACAGCCACCCCCACCAGCACUCGGAAUAUAAGGAGGAGAUGGGCCAACACCACUCGCAUCACCAGCACCAACACUCCAACGAGCUGGACCUGGAGACCAUGCAGGCCGUGCAGUCUCUGACGCAGGGGGAAGCCCAGGAGGACGAGGCCGAGCCGCAGCCGCACCACGGGGCGUACCAAGACUGCGAGGAGACGCUGGCCGCCUGCCGCACCCUGCAGAGUUACAGCCACUCAGGAGAGAACGAAGAGGAAGGGCUGCCUUUGGUGGAGGAGUGUGGGGCCUCACAGCACAGCAGCCCCCUCCCAAACCCCCCGGUGCCUCCUCUGCCCAACCAGUCCGUCCGCUCCGCCAGCAGCCCCGGGUUGUCGUCGUCGAGCAUCGUGGAGACGGCGCAAGCCGGGCAGAGGGGUGGGACGCCUGGCCCCGCCGGAUCCACAGGCAGCAGUGGGAACGCUGGGGGCGGCUACACCCAGAUAACUCCAGAACAUCCCAGUUCGCUCUCCGCUCCGUCCCAGCAGAACAUGGAGACGUCUCCCAUGAUGGACGUGCCGUCUGUGUCUGACCACUCCCAACAGGUGGUGGACAGCGGCUUCAGCGACCUGGGCAGCAUCGAAAGCACAACGGAGAACUAUGACAACCCCAGCAGCUACGACUCCACCAUGGGCGGCGGGGGCAACGGGACGGGAAACGGAGGUAAUGGAGGGCCGCUGUCGGGCGGCGUGGUGACGGGACCCGUUGCAGCGUCAUCAUCAUCGUCUUCCUCCUCCACCUCAGCCACGCCCUCUUCCUCAUCCUCUCAGUCCAACAGCUGCUCCUUCGUUCAGGCUCCCAGUCUGACGUCCCCUGCAGCCAGUGGGGGGUCCCAGCUGGGGAUGGGCAGCUGUAGCCUCAUUCAGCAAACCGGGCCAAACAGCGGUCCAGGAGCCGCUAACGUGGCCGGCGCCGUUCCCCAGCCCCCACCGCCGCCACCACCUUCCAACACCCCCAGCUGUGGUAUCAAGUCACCUCAGAGCUGCGGAGUGAUCGAGAGGCCCCCCAGCACCAACCAGCAGCAGCAACCUCAGUCACAAAAAAAGGUUCCUCAGCAGCAACCCCCUAACCCCCAACCUUCAGCCCCGCCGCAGCAGCAGGCUCUGUCCCAGUGCAGCAUGGGAAACGGCUUCGCCUCCACCCCCAUGAUCAUGGAGAUCCCAGAGAGCGGAGGGGGGGGAGGCGGCAGGGCCCUCUAUGAGCGGAUGGGUCAGGACUUUGGAACGGGCAGCUACCCUCAGUCCACCGCUACGUUCAGCCUGGCGAAGCUUCAGCAGCUCACCAACACCAUCAUGGAACCUCACGCCAUGCCCUAUUCUCACUCUCCCUCCGUCACGUCAUACGCCACCAGCGUGUCUCUCUCCAACCCAGGGCUGGCCCCCUCGCCCCACUCGCUUCCUCAGGGCCAGCCCAGCAUGACGUCCCCCGCCAACCUCAGCUCCGGCUCCAUGAACCUGGGCUCUCUGCAGCUCCAGUGCAACAUGCCGGCCACCAACAUCGGCCUGGGACCUCCUCAGUCGCACAGGCUGCAGGGUCAGAUGGCGACGGUCAAAGGCCACAUCUCCAUCCGGUCCAAAGCCACCCAGCAGCUGGCGCCCGCCCCCCACCAGCAGCAGCUCUACGGCCGCAGCUCCGGGGCCGUGGCCAUGCAGGGCACCCCCCGGACACUGGCGGUGCAACGGGGCAUGAUGCCUAAUCUGAUGCCGACGCCGGCGGCGUACAAUUCUAUGAACAUGCCUCCUCUGAACGCCAUGUCGGCGGGUUACAGGAUGCCUCAGAGCAUGAUGAACAGCGGCUACCACAGCAACCCCCCCUACAUGAACCAGCCGGCUCAGUACCCCAUGCAGAUGCAGAUGGGCAUGAUGGGAGGCCAGGGUUACCCCCAACAGCCUAUGCAGCCUAAUCACCAUAGCAACAUGAUGUACACGGGCCCCUCCCAUCACAGCUACGCCGGAGUUCCCAAACAGUCGCCAUACAUGAGCAGAUGAGCAGCUGAGGCGCCAAACGGAGACGUGGGACCAGAGUGGAAGCUGGCUGUGUUUUAAAUGUCCAUCCCUCCUUUGCCUGGUCAGCAGGGAGGCGUUUGGAUCACCUGUUCCUCUCAUUUUGUCCAGUUUUUAUUUGGGCUCGCUUCUCCCUGCAGCUGGCUGUGUUUGGGAUUCGGGAUGGGACCUCCUCUCUGGAGCGCCGCUCCAGUGCAGGGGCCGCCAAGAGGCAAGCGUGGGAAACGAUUCCUCCUUUUCCUGAUGCCCUGCGGGAGAACAGGAGGCGACCAAAAGAGAAACGACCUGAAAGACAAAACAGGAGUUUUUUACCCCCAACAAGGCUGCGGAUGAAAUAAAAAACUGAAUAUAUCCAACCAUGCACACAAUCUUUUAAAGCGAUAUAGGAAGCCUUAUCUUAAAAAAAGACCAUUGUAGGUGGACUGUUUUGUUAAACAUAAUGUUAAAUAUUAUUUUUCUUGUUGUUUUUGUUGUUUAUUUGGAAUACUCAUGUGCAGUCCGACCUUUUAUAUGCUUUUGUCUUUAUAUAUGUGGCAUUCUGAAACGGUGACACAUCCGCUCGGCGUCAUCCCUGAAGAGCCGAGCUUCUCGGAUCCCCACGGUUUCCGCCUCAGGCACGUCUGAUGGCGUCUGAGCCGUUUCCGACGUCUCCCGUCUUCCCAGAUGGACAGUGUUGUACCAAAAAAAACAAAACAAAAAACACGACAAGAGAAAAGGUGUUACUGUCUGUUAUAUAUCCAUGGAAGAAACAAGUAGCAUUAUUUUCCAGUUCGCUGCCACUUGGAAACAUUUUAGAUGUAAAUAUUCUGGUACUUCCCCACACUCCACACACAUGCACACACGGACGACGUGGCUGACAAGCCGCUGCGUUUCGGCGGCUCGCUCAGAAACGUCCGACAUUCACCUCCUUUUGUCCACACUCCACUGACUGACGGUGUACAGUGUCAGCCUUUUUUAGCAGCUUAGAGAAUGCAGAGUUGACCUGCUCUAUAUAAAGGGUGUUUCUAGAUGCCCCGCCUCUUCCUAGAGGUCCAGGAGCUCGCUUUCUGUUAUUCUGCUCAAAGUAGUUUUCGUUUCUGCACUCCCAUUGACUAGACGUUUGGCAGCAGACAUCCAACCUUUUUGAAAGGUGUGCCUAAAAUGCCCGAUCUAGUGCUCGGAUCGGCCCUCAGACCGAGGUGCACUUAACUUAAAGCAGGGUCAGAGGCGAGGGAGCAGCGUUCAGAGGACAGGCGUGUAAAAAAAAGAAGAAAGUCAUCCUGUCGCUCCUUGUACCAGUGUUGAAAGUCAAAGGAAGAGUUUUGGGUUUCUGUUUUGUUUUUUUCCUACAUGCAUAUUUUGGUUUUGAGUGUUUUGCUCUGUUCUUUACUCGUUUCUUUUCGUCAUUCGGUUUCUGAAUUUUAUCAGACUGGGCAGCUUUCUUUUAUGACACAAGCUGACUCUUUUUGUCUUUAGAAAACUAUUGUAGAGAAGAUGUUUUUCUAUAAUAUAAAAAGCUAAUUCUGACAUUGAUAUUGGUACUGUCAUUUCUUUUCCCACUUCUGUUUCAGAAAA
Molecule: messenger RNA, 8768 nt
Organism: Cyprinodon tularosa
Lineage: Eukaryota; Metazoa; Chordata; Actinopteri; Cyprinodontiformes; Cyprinodontidae
Gene: kat6a
Product: K(lysine) acetyltransferase 6A
Exons: 16
Coding region: 549-7199 (2216 amino acids)
Biological process (GO): nucleosome assembly; regulation of DNA-templated transcription
Cellular component (GO): nucleosome; MOZ/MORF histone acetyltransferase complex
Molecular function (GO): histone acetyltransferase activity; DNA binding
Source: RefSeq, a predicted model, not a curated record